Molecule: messenger RNA, 2420 nt
Organism: Ricinus communis (castor bean)
Lineage: Eukaryota; Viridiplantae; Streptophyta; Magnoliopsida; Malpighiales; Euphorbiaceae
Product: transcription factor EGL1
Exons: 8
Coding region: 285-2261 (658 amino acids)
Molecular function (GO): protein dimerization activity
Source: RefSeq, a predicted model, not a curated record
UUUUCGAGCACAAAAAGAAACAAAAGAUUCAACUCUUCAACUUCUUAUAUCCCCUCUUCUUGUUUGCCGAUUCAAAGAAAGAAACCAACCGCACUUUAUGGUCAAGGCUAUAUUAUACUUGAGCAAGAUGAGCCACGGGUGAUCCGUUAAUACCAAAAUCAAAACUUGGAUUUUUUCUACUCAAAGCAAAUUAUCCAUCUGGGUUUGCUAAACAGAAGCUUUUUCCUUUACCUGAUGUGUUGAUAACUGUGAGUUAAGUUCAGGUUUUAUUUUGUUCCUCUGCAAUGGCUAAUUCAGUCCACAGUCACGAGGUUGUGUCAGACAACUUGAGGAAACAGCUUGCAGUUGCUGUGAGGAGUAUUCAAUGGAGUUAUGCAAUUUUCUGGUCACUGUCAACUAGUCAACAAGGGUAUAUGGUUCUGGAGUGGGUUGAUGGGUACUACAAUGGAGACAUCAAGACUAGGAAGACUGUUCAAGCUAUGGAACUUAAAUAUGACAAGAUAGGCUUACAGAGAAGUGAACAAUUGAGAGAACUUUACAAGUCUCUUCUUGAAGGUGAAGUAGACCACCACGCUAAGAGGCCUUCCGCUGCCCUGUCUCCAGAGGAUCUCUCUGAUGCUGAGUGGUAUUAUUUGGUUUGCAUGUCCUUUGUAUUCACUCCUGGUCAAAGUUUGCCAGGAAGGGCGUUUGCAAAUGGAGAAACCAUCUGGUUAUGCAAUGCUCAAUAUGCAGAUGCUAAAGUAUUUUCCCGCUCUUUGCUUGCAAAGAGUGCUUCUAUUCAGACUGUGGUAUGUUUUCCCCACCUUGACGGAGUAAUCGAGCUGGGUAUAACUGAACUGGUUGCGGAGGACCCUAAUCUUAUUCAACACAUUAAGGCUUCCUUAUUGGACUUUUCAAAGCCAGUUUGCUGUGAGAAAACCAUCUCUGCGCCUCAUAGUGCAGAUGAUGAUAAAGACCCUGUAGGUGCUCAAGUUGACCAUAAGACAGUUCACACUUCGGAAACUUUGGAGAACCUGUACACCCCUGUAAAAGCUAUCAUAUUUGACCAAGAGACAAUUGAGGAGUUGCAAGAAAAUGUCCUUGAGGAAGUGAACACUGACUCUCCUGAUGAUUGUUCAAAUGGCUGUGAGCACAAUCACCAGACUGAGGAUUCUAUGCUUGGAGGUCUAUAUGGUCGGACCUCUCAUAUUCAGAGCUCACAUUCUAUGGAUGAUGAAAUUAGCAAAGAUAUUCAAGAUUCUAUGAAUUCUAGUGAUUGCAUAUCAGAGGCUGUCAUGAAUGAAGAUAAAACUCUUUCUUCUAACUACAAAAAUGUAAGCCAUCUUCAAUUGAAAGGACUUCAAGAAGGCAACCGCACCAAAUUGAGCUCCCUGGGUCAGGGAGCCAAGGAUGACUUGCACUAUAAAAGAACUCUAUCUACAGUUCUGCAAAGUUCAACCCAAUUGAUUGGAAAUUCUUGUUUCCAAAGUGGUAUCUACAAAUCCAGUUUUGUCACUUGGAAGAAAGGAGCAUUUAGCAGUCAGAAGCCACAGGUACAGCAAAAUAUGUUGAAGAAAAUCCUAUCUUCAAUCCCUUUAAUGCAUGGUGCUCACCCUCUUAGUUUGCACAAAGAAAAUGCAAGAAAAGAUUGCCAUAGGAAGCUGAAUUGCGAUAUAACAUGUGAGGGUUUAUCUGAUAAACAAAGAGAGCAUGAGAGAUUUCUUGCACUCAAGUCAAUGAUUCCUACUGUCACUGAGAUUGACAAGGCAGCAAUCCUUGAUGACAUGAUUAGAUAUUUGAAAGAGCUUGAGGCCAGAGUAGAAGAUUUAGAAUCUUGUGUGGAAUCGGUAGAUUAUAUUGCAAGACCAAAAAGAAAUUACAUGGACAUGGCAGAGCAGACAUCUGAUAACUAUGACAAGAUUGGCAAGGAUAACAAGCAUUGGAUGAACAAGAUGAAGGUCUCUGACAUCUAUUACACUGACCUAGAGUUUUGUGAGGUAUCUGAAGAUGGCCUGCCCUCAGAUGUGAAAGUCAGCAUGAGGGAGAAAGAGGUCGUAAUUGAGAUGAAAUGUGCUUAUAGGGAAUACAUAUUGCUUGACAUCAUGGAUGAAAUCAGCAAUCUUCACUUAGAUGUGCACUCAGUUCAAUCAUCUACUACUGACGGCAUUCUCACAUUGACCUUAAAAUCUAAGUUUCGAGGGGCAGCAGUUGCAUCAGCAGGGAUGAUCAAGCAAGCACUUCGGAAGAUUGGCAAGCAAGAGUGGAAGGAUGUUGUAUUUUAACUAAUCAUCAAGGGAGUGAAAUUAGGGUCUGCCGAGUCAGUAGAAUUGGCUUCUAAAUCAUGUGAUUUGUUGCUGUAACUGCUUUCUUUAACUGUUCAACCUCAAUGCUAGCCAGUUAGAUGUUCUCCGUUUCCUAUCAAUAAACUAUGUUUGAGAAUA